Eleginops maclovinus (Patagonian blennie) is the source of this 3101-nucleotide messenger RNA. It is a transcript of the gene hnf4g, whose product is annotated as hepatocyte nuclear factor 4, gamma. Gene Ontology annotation, cellular component: nucleus. The record is from RefSeq and is a predicted model, not a curated record. Gene Ontology annotation, biological process: anatomical structure development; positive regulation of transcription by RNA polymerase II; cell differentiation. Bases 593 to 1807 code for a protein of 404 amino acids. Lineage: Eukaryota; Metazoa; Chordata; Actinopteri; Perciformes; Eleginopidae. Gene Ontology annotation, molecular function: nuclear receptor activity; nuclear steroid receptor activity; zinc ion binding. The transcript is spliced from 11 exons.
UUGCAGAUAAGUAAAUUAGUAAGGGUUUGCUUUCUUAUAUUUAGGGAUUAGGAAACUUGUGUCAUUUGAAUGUUGGGCAAUAGUGCGUGCAUCUAGUUGCCUGGUUAAUUAAUUGCACUUCACUGUUGUUUCUAUAUUAGUGUGUAACUUGAAUCUGUGGUCGUGUAGGAAAGAAAAGUGCUGGGAUUCAGUUGUUAAAGCAUGAACGUGUUUAGGAAGGACAGGCAUGUAUGUGCCAUAAAGAUAUGUUUUAUUGAAGAGCUUGCACGCAGCGCUGCACUGAUGUCACAGCACAUGAGCAGAAAGUAAGUCGAACAUUGACUCAUCUGCACUGCCUGGUGUGAGGCUGAGAGACGUGUGUGUGUGUGUGUGUGUGUGUGUGUGUGGUGGAGGGGGUUGUCUGAAAGUGUCUUUGUUAAUGCAUUAGGAAUUUUUACCUGCAAUGAAUGUGUAGGGUUUCACUGAAAUGAGCAGUCGUUGAUGAUUAGGGUUUUUAUUCUGGUUAAGAGGAUGCUGCUGCUAACAACAAUGCUGUCCAUAAUGAUUCUGACAAUGCUGAUGAGGAUGAGGAACAAAAACUGCCAAUUACAGCAUGCCGACAGAGCCCAGCCUGUCAGAUGGGGUGAGCAGUAACUGCGCCAUCUGUGGAGACAAAGCCACGGGGAAACACUACGGAGCCUCCAGCUGUGACGGAUGUAAAGGCUUCUUCAGGCGCUCCAUACGCAAGAGCCACGUCUACACCUGCAGGUUCAGCAGGCAGUGCAUUGUGGAUAAAGAUAAGAGGAACCAGUGUCGCUUCUGCAGACUCAACAAAUGUUUCAGGGCUGGCAUGAAGAAAGAAGCUGUACAGAACGAGAGAGAUCGGAUCAGCUCCCGAAGAAGUAUCCCUGACUCCCAAGACUUGCCCCCCAUUACUAUUUUGGCUCAAGCAGAAUCACUCGCCCAACAGGUCAUUGCUCCGGUCGGAUUAACAGACAUCUCGGAGCAUAAGUCGGCCACUGUGGGAGACGUAUGUGAUUCUAUGAGACAACAGCUGUUGGUGUUGGUGGAGUGGGCCAAGUACAUUCCUGCAUUUGGAGAACUGCCGUUGGAUGACCAGGUGAGUUUGCUCAGGGCUCAUGCAGGUGAACACCUUUUGCUCGGGGUCGCUAAAAGGUCAAUGCCAUUCAAGGACUUCCUGAUUUUAGGAACUGGCUGUGUGAUCCAAAGGAACACUGCAGAGCAGGAGCUUUUUAAGGUGGCCAACAGAGUGCUGGAUGAGCUGGUGCAUCCCUUUCAGGACAUUCAGAUAGACGACAACGAGUACGCAGCGCUCAAGGCGAUCGUCUUCUUUGACCCAGAUGCAAAGUCUUUGCGGGACCCGUCGAAGAUCAAGGCCAUCCGUCUGCAGGUCCAGAUGAGUCUGGAGGACUACAUCAAUGACCGUCAGUAUGACUCCAGGGGUCGUUUUGGAGAGCUGCUGCUCCUGCUGCCCACCCUGCAGAGCAUCACCUGGCAGAUGAUCGAACAGCUCCAGUUCAUUAAGCUCUGCGGCCUGGCCAAGAUAGACAACCUGCUGCACGAGAUGCUGCUGGGAGGCCUUUCGUCGGAGCCCUCACACCUGCACCACCCGACACACACCCAGCUGGCGCAGGACCCUCUGACUGGCCACACACUGGUCAUCAGCACCAUGCCUGUCACUCACACUCCACAGAUUGCCUCUCCUGACACUCCCAUCCCGUCGCCCCCUCAGGGUCCCCCCCCAGAGAAGUACAAACACUUCCCGCAGCCGCUCUGUCCUCCAGCCAGCCCCUCGCCCUCCACAUAGACGGAUCUCUGACUUCUGCCUGCACUCUGUCAGAGAAGCUGACUCAGUGUCCUCUAUACAUGCUCCGUCAUGGUAUAAAGAUUAUGAAACCUGUGCCUGUUCAGUGUCUGUGGUUAGACUUUACCCUGCCUCCCCCACAUGCAACUCCUGGUGAUGUUGCAACAAUAACUGAGAUGUAAUUAAAGGUUCUAUUUCAAUAUGGCCCUCUCUAAUUCAGUGGGUUUCGCAACACAUACGGGGCAUAUUUGUGGUGACCUGAAAGAAAUACUCGUCUUUACUCAGUAUUUCUGUUUCACAACACUUUUAAUGUCAGUAAAGUACACACUUUCACAGGACUGCAAUUCAAUGUGAAGCUAGAUAUUCUCCUGUCAAAAACCUGAAACCCUUUUGAUUGUUUGUUUGACAAAUGUCCUACUUUAUCAGGCACAUAUUUGCAUAAAAAGGCCCCAGGGUUAAUAUGUUUCUAUAGGUGCAGUCAAUCACUAAUGCACAGGCGAGUUCUGACAAUGUGUACAAGUACAAGUACUAGGUAAAAAAAACUGCAACAGCAAGGAGAAACCUAAAUCAGGCCUGCUGUCAACAAAUUGAAUGCUCUGUCUUGUUUAUAUUAUAUAUACAUUAUGAAUUAACGGUCAUUGUGUAUGAAAUGUGUGUGAAAUUCAGGGACAUGGUUGCUUAUUUUCAGGAUUUAGGUUUCCUAUCUAAAAAGACUGUAUGGAGUAUCCAGAGGACUUCACUUUUUUUAAUAGUUGAAUUUUUGGAUUAAAAAGGAGAACAUGUAAUGCUCUGUAUUUAAUACUGAGCCAUGAAUACAUAUAUCAAACACUAUGCACCAAUAUCUUUAACACACAUCUAUUAAGCAGCUAUACAUGAUGUAAAUGGGUCCAGAGUGGCCAAAAUCUACAUGAUGUUAACAAUAAUAAUAUCAUUUAUACAUAUAUUUUAAAUAAGUUAAAUGCAAAAGGUAUAUGGAUGAAUUGUAAUAUUUUACUGUAUAUAGACAAUGGAAAUAUUUGGUAUUUUACAUUUUUAGAAUCAACUGUAUUGUAUUUUAUAAUGUGUAUAGUUGUUAAUUCAUGCAGUUAAUUGAGUAUUGUAUUUGAACUGAAUGAAUUGAACAGUGAGAGACUCCGCGUGGCACAACAGCCCCCUCUUGCUGUCACAAGUGGAAUCACAGCAUUGUGAUGAAUGUAAAUGGACUCCUUAUUGUACACAUUGUGUGCAUCAUUGGGAAACUGUGUGUAAUAUAAGAAUGCAUUCAUUUGUUUGUAUAAAUAAAGUGUAAAAUGGAAAA